Molecule: messenger RNA, 1041 nt
Organism: Echinococcus granulosus
Lineage: Eukaryota; Metazoa; Platyhelminthes; Cestoda; Cyclophyllidea; Taeniidae
Product: Protein phosphatase 1 regulatory subunit
Exons: 4
Coding region: 1-1041 (346 amino acids)
Molecular function (GO): protein binding
Source: RefSeq, a predicted model, not a curated record
AUGAGCGAUGUCGGUGAUCUUCCUAAGGCUACUGAUGAAUCUGGCAAAUCAGCACAGGCUAGUGCUGAAGAGGACAAUGAGAAACAGGAGCAAGAUUCCUUUGAGAUAGAUGAGAUUGAAAUCUCUGAUAGAGAAUCUGAAGAUAUCGACAUUAACCAUAGACGAAUCAAGCGAAUUUCAAAGCUGGAAACCUUACCUAAUGCGAGAAAAUUGUGUCUCAGGAAUAACCUUAUAAAGGUCAUUGAAAAUUUGGGACCACUUGCUGACAUAUUGAUAGAUCUGGACUUGUAUGAUAAUCAAAUUACGAAGGCUAGUUGCUCACCCCCCAUUGAGAACCUGGAAGUUUUGCGAGUGCUUGAGGUAUUGGACCUGAGUUAUAACCGUAUCCGGGUGAUAGAAAAUUUGGACUCUUUAAGAAGUCUUACCAAGCUUUAUCUUGUCAAUAACAAGAUUUCCAGAAUUGAAAACUUGUCAACUCUCACAAACCUAACCAUGCUUGAGCUUGGUGCAAACAAGAUUCGGAAACUGGAGAACCUUGAGAACUUCCCUAACCUCGAGGAGUUGUUUGUGGGAAAUAAUAAAAUUACAAAGCUUGAGGGACUUGAAAACCUGCCAAGACUUAGAAUAUUGAGUCUGCAGUGCAAUCGAAUUACAAAGCUCGAGGGACUCGACAAAUUGUUGAAUUUAGAAGAACUAUACCUGAGUUUCAAUGGUAUCAGCCGAAUCGAGGGUUUGGAUAAUCUUGUCAAACUUCAGACACUUGAGUUAUCUCGAAACAGAAUAAGUCAAAUCGAGAACAUAUCUCACCUAGUCAAACUUGAGGAGUUUUGGUUCAAUGACAACCUUGUUGCCGAGUGGGAUCAACUAAACAUCCUGGCGCCAAUGAAGCAGCUGAAGACGCUCUACAUGGAGCGCAAUCCCAUUUACUAUGCGCCCAACUCAAAAUGUAUGAACACGGCUUAUCGGCGAAAAAUCCUCCUCCUUUUGCCCUGGCUACGACAACUCGAUGCGACAUUGACGGGCGUUGGCCUCAGAUCCUAG